AGAUUGUCUUAGCCUCUGUGCCUAUUAGGGUUUUUUUCUCUUUCCCGCGUCGGCGGACGUUAACGACGAUGGCAGCAGAAGGGAGGGUAAAUUCGGUUCAAUGCUUCGGCCGCAAGAAGACGGCUGUUGCCGUGACCCACUGCAAGGCCGGCAAGGGCUUGAUUAAGAUUAACGGUGUCCCGAUCGAGCUCGUGAAGCCGGAGAUCCUCCGGUACAAAGCCUUUGAACCCAUCCUCCUUGCCGGAGUUGAACGCUUUCGUGGCGUCGAUAUGCGCAUCCGCGUACGUGGUGGUGGUAAGACCUCUCAGAUCUACGCCAUCCGCCAGAGCAUCGCGAAGGCUCUCGUCGCGUACUACCAGAAGUACGUAGACGAGCACUCCAAGAAGGAGGUAAAGGACAUCUUCAUAAGGUACGACCGCACGCUUCUCGUCGCCGAUCCGCGGCGCUGCGAGCCCAAGAAGUUUGGUGGUCGCGGUGCUCGGGCAAGGUUCCAGAAAUCUUAUCGUUAGGUCUGCUGUUGGGUCGGUUGGGAAUGGAGUCGUCUCAUCCUUAUUCUCGUUUUUUUGCAAGUGGAAUUAUAUAACAUUAUCUUAUUUGAAAGAACUUGAUGUCAAUUUUGUUUAUGGAACUAAAAAAUUUGUUCUCCUGCAUGAUGUUAUUUUUCAUUUCUUCAA
Messenger RNA from Phalaenopsis equestris, 674 nucleotides. RefSeq names its product 40S ribosomal protein S16-like. Gene Ontology annotation, molecular function: RNA binding; structural constituent of ribosome. Gene Ontology annotation, biological process: maturation of SSU-rRNA from tricistronic rRNA transcript (SSU-rRNA, 5.8S rRNA, LSU-rRNA); translation. Gene Ontology annotation, cellular component: cytosolic small ribosomal subunit; ribosome. NCBI's taxonomy places the organism in Eukaryota, Viridiplantae, Streptophyta, Magnoliopsida, Asparagales, Orchidaceae. Bases 69 to 509 code for a protein of 146 amino acids. The transcript has a single exon. The record is from RefSeq and is a predicted model, not a curated record.